Molecule: messenger RNA, 582 nt
Organism: Pyrus x bretschneideri (Chinese white pear)
Lineage: Eukaryota; Viridiplantae; Streptophyta; Magnoliopsida; Rosales; Rosaceae
Exons: 1
Coding region: 43-255 (70 amino acids)
Source: RefSeq, a predicted model, not a curated record
CAUUCCAACUUACCUAGAGAGAGAGAGAGGAGAGAUAGAAAGAUGAGUGCUGAUUGGGGGCCGGUUGUUGUUGCAGUUGUUUUGUUCAUCCUCCUGUCGCCCGGGCUGCUAUUCCAACUACCGGCAAGACAUAGGGUGAUGGAGUUCGGAAACAUGGCCACAAGCGGGAUUGCUAUUCUUGUUCAUGCCGUCAUAUACUUCUGCAUAAUCACCAUCUUGAUCAUUGCAAUUGGUAUUCACAUACAUUUCAACUAAUCCAUAUUGUUUUCAGCCACCACCCAUAGUUGGAGUAGUUUGUUCUUUUCUUUUUAUAUUGCGAUAUAUUUUCAUCUUUUUGUAAACGAACUCCUUAUUCGGAUUUUCUUCUUCCCUUAUGGCUUAUACUGUGUUCCUAGUUUAACGGUGUAGUGCUACAUGAUUGGUUUGGUUCACAUUCACACUUGACACGGACAUUGUAAAGGAGCAUCUCAAUGAAUUUGCUUGUAGUGAUGCUAAGUUUUCGGUCCAUUAUGUUUAAGUUUUAUAGCAUCAUGAACAUUGUAAUAAACCUAAUUUUAUGGAAUUGACUUACAAUUUUAUUGA